Symbiodinium sp. CCMP2592 is the source of this 300-nucleotide messenger RNA. Lineage: Eukaryota; Dinophyceae; Suessiales; Symbiodiniaceae. The record is from the annotation of a GenBank genome assembly.
AUGGCUGGACGAAGAUCUGUUCUGCCCGCCCUUGCUGCACUCCUUGCUCUUGCGGCUGUGGCCCAGCUCUCCUUCGGAACGAAUUUCGUGGCGCCGCCAUCGGCCAAAGCGGCGUCCCAGGUGCAAAACAACGCGGCAGCUGCUGGUGUCACCGCUGGCCUCUUCUUGGCGGAGCCCGCGUAUGCGAACGUUUGGGAUGAUGAGAUCUUCCCUUACUCUGUGACCAUCUCCUUUGCGAUCAUCUGGGGCAUCAUCCUCGGGUUCGUGCUGCUCCGCCUGCAGGAGGCUUUCCCCGAGUGA